UGUCCCGCAGACACAGCGGAUCACCGAUCUACAGAAAGAGCCGAAGAUGGGACAUGUACAUUGAUCAUGAGAGCACUGAUGAUCAGUGUGCCCUGAUGAUCAGUGUAGCCCCAGCAGUGCCAUCUGUCAGUGUCCAUCAGUGCCACCUGUCAGUGUCCAUCAGUGCCUUGUGUCAGUGCUCAUCAGUGCCUCGUGCCAGUGCCCAUCAGUGCCACAUAUCAGUGCCCAUCUGAGCUGCCUUUCAGUGUCACCCAUCAGUGCCAGUCAGUGUUGCCUAUCAGUGCGCAUCAGUGCUGCCUAUCAGUGCCUGUCAGUGUCGCCUAUCAGUGCCAGUCUGUG
Messenger RNA from Staurois parvus, 339 nucleotides. The record is from the annotation of a GenBank genome assembly. NCBI's taxonomy places the organism in Eukaryota, Metazoa, Chordata, Amphibia, Anura, Ranidae.